This is a messenger RNA of Dovyalis caffra, 1203 nucleotides long. The record is from the annotation of a GenBank genome assembly. Lineage: Eukaryota; Viridiplantae; Streptophyta; Magnoliopsida; Malpighiales; Salicaceae.
AUGGAGAAAGAGCACUAUCCAGUUCCUCCAUCAGAGAUCCAAAUCAGGGUGAAUUCAAGAAGAGGAGGAAACAACUCUAUUAUCCACCCAGUAGAGAUAGAUACUCCAACUCACCAAGUAUUGCCGGCAAUGGCAUCAUCAUCAUCAGCUCCAUCACCAGUGGUCUAUAGAGAAGCUAAGCACCUCAAGACAUGGUGGCCUUGGUUAAUACCUGCUUUUGUGAUUGCCAAUGUUGUUAUGUUUAUUAUCACUAUGUAUGUUAAUAACUGUCCCAAGAAGUCUGUCUCUUGUAUUGCUCGGUUCUUGGGUAGGUUCUCUUUUCAGCCCUUUAAAGAGAACCCUCUUCUUGGUCCUUCAUCCAUCACGCUACAGAAAAUGGGGGCUCUACAUGUACAGAAAGUAGUUGAUGGACAUCAGGGGUGGCGGCUCAUCACCUGCAAUUGGUUACAUGGAGGGGUUUUUCAUUUGUUGGCGAAUAUGUUGUCUCUUUUGGUUAUUGGCAUUCGGCUUGAGCAGGAAUUUGGGUUUGUAAAGGUUGGUUUGCUAUAUGUCAUCUCUGGGUUUGGUGGGAGUUUGCUUUCGGCUCUUUUUAUCCAAUCGAAUAUCUCUGUUGGUGCUUCUGGUGCACUCUUUGGGUUACUUGGUGGCAUGCUCUCUGAAAUCAUAACUAAUUGGACAAUAUAUGCUAAUAAGGUGGCAGCUUUCAUGACUCUUGUGGUGAUCAUCGCGAUCAAUCUAGCAGUGGGAAUUCUACCCCAGGUUGACAACUUUGCCCAUAUUGGAGGAUUUCUUUCUGGUUUUCUCCUCGGGUUCGUGUUUCUCAUCCGCCCACAGUUUGGAUGGUUUAACCAAAGAUAUGCUCCUCUUGGGUAUAUUCCAGCGUCAGUAAAAUCUAAGUUCAAGACUUAUCAGUGUGCAUUGUGGAUCAUAUCUCUCAUCCUUUUAAUUGUUGGGUUUACCAUUGGCGUGGUUCUGCUUCUCCGAGGAGUUGAUGCAAAUGAACAUUGUUCAUGGUGUCAUUAUUUGUCUUGCGUCCCUACUGCAAAAUGGAGCUGCAAAACUGAACCUGCAUACUGUUUGUCCACCCAAAUACGGAACCAGCUGAACUUAACGUGCUCAAGCAAUGGAAAAUCGAGCAUGUACAUAUUGCCUGGUGCAACGAGUUCCCAGAUACAGGGGCUGUGUACUGAGCUUUGCCGUUGA